CAGUAGUAGUCAUUCCGAAUUCUGAUAAUCUGAUUCAGUGUCGGUCGAACGACUUGGUUAACGGUCGUGUGUUGGUUUUCUGAGGUUUGUCCCGGGCAGCGCGCGCUCGAACACGGUUGUAAUUAUAAAAUAAUAUUGUCCCAUUCUCUUGUGUUUUUGUUUAAUCGGUCGCCUUUCGUUAUCAUCGUCUACGUUGUUGCUGUAAUUAUUAUUACCUUUUGUUUUAACGCCCGUCGACCCUUAUUACACGCAUAAGUGACCCACUGCCGAGACAAAAACAAUAAUUAUUAUUCCGUUCACAUUUAUCUUAUACCCAUAAUAUUAUAAAAUAAAUUAUUUAAAACGUGCACAAUACAUACAAUUUAACGGGAUCUACGCAGUCAACCGUGUUUGUGGAUCCGCGGACUCUCUGGCCGUCCUCGUCGUCGUCGUCGACUAUCUCUCACCGUAAAUGAGAACGAAACCCGCCGUGCGCCGGAAUUCGUGGAUUAACCGUCACUGACGUUCUGUUAUGGCUGUGGUCGGUCCGAGCCGACACUCCAGGGUGUCAAUGUCGUUGAUGCAGGGCUCGACGAACGGUCCAGUCGGCAACCACCAGCAGGCCAGCGCCUCACAACAGUUUUUUCACGCUCAGCAGCAAUCCCAUCAUGCCGCUCAAUCGGCUACCGCACAUCCGGUGGACUACAAACCUGACAGACCGAUUGGAUAUGGCGCAUUCGGAGUUGUCUGGGCUGUAACAGAUCCGCGAGACGGACGAAGAGUCGCGUUGAAAAAGCUUCCAAAUGUUUUUCAAUCACUAGUCUCCUCGAAACGAGUUUUUAGAGAGUUAAAAAUGUUAUGCAAUUUCAAACACGAAAAUGUAUUAUCCGCCCUUGACAUUCUGCAACCGCCUCAUUUGGAUUUCUUUCAAGAAAUAUACGUGAUAACCGAACUAAUGCAGAGCGACUUGCACAAAAUUAUUGUGUCGCCGCAGCAGCUGUCACCAGACCAUAUAAAAGUUUUCCUCUACCAGAUCCUCAGGGGUCUCAAGUAUCUGCAUUCGGCACGAAUAUUGCACAGAGACAUCAAACCAGGAAAUCUGCUUGUCAACAGUAAUUGUAUUCUAAAGAUAUGCGACUUUGGUCUGGCCAGAGUUGAAGAACCAGAUGAGACUAAACAUAUGACUCAAGAAGUGGUGACACAAUAUUAUAGGGCGCCGGAAAUACUGAUGGGAGCCAAACACUACACAUCGGCUAUAGACGUCUGGAGUGUCGGUUGUAUAUUCGCCGAACUCGUUACCAGGCGGAUACUGUUCCAAGGCCAAGACACAGUUCAACAAUUGGAAUUGAUAACGGACUUGCUCGGUACGCCGACUAUGGAAGACAUGGCCCACGCGUGUCCGGCCGCCCGUUCCCACAUGCUCAUACGACGCAUGAAGAAACCGUCCAUGUCUCUGUUGUAUUCUCUAUCUUCGUUGAUGACGCACGAGGCAGUUCACCUGAUUUCCCAGAUGCUAGUUUUCAACCCGGACAAACGGAUGUCCGUCAUGGACGCCCUGGUCCACCCUUACAUAGACGAGGGCCGUCUCAGGUAUCACAGCUGCAUGUGCAAAUGCUGUUUCACAGUACCGUUGACGGGUCUCCGGCAUUUCUGUAUGGAUUACGAACCGGUGGCGCCACAGACGUUCGACGAUAAAUGGGAGAAGAAAAUGUCGAAUGUACAACAAGUCAAAGAGGAACUUCACAAGUUUAUCGGCGACCAGUUGAGCAGUCACCGAGUGCCAUUGUGCAUAAAUCCCCAGUCGGCGGCAUUUAAAAGUUUCUCGAGGUAAGGCUGUGAGAAACGUCCAACUCUUCUGAAUCACCAAAUAAAACUUCGCCUCGACUAACCGGUACCUAUAUAUAUAGUAUACAUAAUGCAUAUAUACAUACAUUUUAAUAAUAUCUCGGCAUAGCACGUAUAUAUGAUUAACUAUUAUCUUACAAAUAUACAUUUAUGUAUACAUGUAUAGGUAUGUUGCCAUUUUGGCUUAGUACGUAUCCAAACGUAUAUAAUUUUAUUUUUAUUUUAUUUAAUAAUUUUGACAAAGUUUUUACUUUUUAAUCAGUCCGUGAAUGUGUACAAACGUGACUUUACCGUUUCGAUUUUAAAAUAAUGUUGUUAGG
Myzus persicae (green peach aphid) is the source of this 2144-nucleotide messenger RNA. RefSeq names its product serine/threonine-protein kinase NLK (gene nmo). Gene Ontology annotation, molecular function: ATP binding; MAP kinase activity. The record is from RefSeq and is a predicted model, not a curated record. The transcript is spliced from 8 exons. Gene Ontology annotation, biological process: protein phosphorylation; intracellular signal transduction. Lineage: Eukaryota; Metazoa; Arthropoda; Insecta; Hemiptera; Aphididae. Bases 512 to 1810 code for a protein of 432 amino acids. Gene Ontology annotation, cellular component: cytoplasm; nucleus.